AUGGUGUCCCUUCGGGUGGGGCUAGUUUGGCUAGUGCUUGCCCAAUGCUGCUGGGCGUGCAACAAGGUACCGGUGUCCAACGGCCGUGCGGUGACCAAGGAGAAGAAACCGGGCGAUAACGGAUACAGGCUGGCCGUGCGCAACGAACCCAGCGGCUACGAGCCGGGCAAGAUCUAUAAUUUAUUCCUGGUCGGUUCCCGGACGCACGUCAAGCUGCAGCAGUUCACGCAUUUCAUGCUCACGGCGCAGGCUACCACGGGAACGGCUAAAAACGCGCGCACGUUCAUUGCCGGUCCGAAACGGGUCGGGCGCUUCCAGCUGUUCAGCGAUUCGUUGACCAAGUUCUACGACCACUGCGUCAACACCGUUACCCAGGCGGACGAUUUCCCCAAAACGGAGAUCCAGGUGAUGUGGGUGGCACCGGCCAGCGGUUCCGGAUGCGUUAGCCUGUCGGCCAUGGUGUUCGAAGGGGAGGACUCGUGGUACUCGGACGACGGCGCACUGACCAAGGUGCUCUGCGAGAUCAAACCGGACCCGACGGCGGUCAAGGGCGAAUGCUGUGCUUGUGACGAGGCUAAGUAUAAUUUCGUUUUCGAGGGAAUCUGGUCCAACGAAACGCACCCGAAGGACUUCCCGUUCGCCGUAUGGUUAACUCACUUUUCGGAUGUUAUUGGUGCUUCGCACGAUACUAAUUUCUCGUUUUGGGGUGAAAAUCACAUUGCUACCGAUGGUUUCCGGUCGUUGGCUGAAUGGGGUUCGAUUCGUCAACUGGAGCAAGAACUGAGAGCUAAAGGACCGCGGUUGAGGACGUUGAUCAAAGCGGCUGGACUGUGGUAUCCCAGGGUGAACUCGAAUACCACAUCGAACUUCAGGGUUGAUAGAAAGCAUCACAAGGUUUCGUUGGCGUCCAUGUUUGGUCCAUCUCCGGAUUGGGUCGUAGGAGUUAGCGGGUUGGAUCUCUGCAGCGAAGACUGUACCUGGGUGGAGUCACUGGAUGUUGAUCUGUAUCCAUGGGACGCUGGCACUGACAGCGGAAUCAGCUAUAUGUCUGCGAAUGCUGAAACUCAGCCACGAGAGAGGAUGCACCGAAUUACAACGCUAUAUCCAGAAGAUCCCCGAGCGCCAUUCUAUAACUCGAAAUCUAAGGAAAUGAUCCCGUUGGCCAGGGUCUACUUCCGCCGGGAGAAGGUCAUCCAUAGGAACUGUGAUGACGAGUUUCUUCAAGCACAGGUACUGGAGCUCGCGGAGAAUACUGAAGAAGCCAGUAGGCCUGAAUGUGAGACAACCGGUUACAGCGAAUGGACGCCUUGUUCGGUAACAUGUGGAAAAGGAAUUCACAUGAGAACGCGUGAAUAUUUGAAACCAGAACAGGCUGCGCGAUUCCAAUGCAACAGACAGUUGAUUUCGAAGGAGAUGUGCGUAGCGGAUGUUCCAGAGUGCCCCGAUGGACAAGAACCGGAGGAUAGCUCGGAAGAUAUCCGUAAGACAGCUGCAGCGGUUGAUGAUGAUGGAGAGGGUAUUGGAGUGUGUAAAACAACGAAGUGGAGUGAAUGGUCAGAAUGUUCAGCAUCUUGCGGAAUCGGCGUCAGCAUGAGGACCAGGACUUUCAUCAAUCAUAUGGGCCGAAAGAAGUGUCCUCAUAUCAGUGUUGUGGAAAAGGAGAAAUGUAUGCAACCGGAGUGUACGCUGACUGACGGAGAAGCUCCGGAUGCGAUGUGUCCAACGACAGUGUGGAGCGACUGGAGUCCGUGCAGUGCAACUUGUGGAAAGGGAGUCUCGAUUCGCACUCGUCUUCUGUUGGUUGGCCCAGAGCUGCAGGAAAAGUGUUCUCAACGGUUGGAACUGAACCAACAGAGACCAUGUUCGGAUAAGGCCGAUUGUUCGAUUGACUUGACCACUGCCAGAGAAAUUUGUGCCCUAGCUCCAGAGACAGGCCCUUGCAGAGGAAAAUAUCAACGAUACGCGUACGAUGCUGAAAGAGGCACCUGUCAGCCGUUCUUCUAUGGCGGAUGUCGUGGAAAUCGUAACAACUUCCUAACCAGUGAGGAUUGUGUUCAAACUUGUCGAAACACCAGAGAUCAAGCUUCAAACCAACACCGUCAUGCCACCGUAGGACCAAGUCGUCAUGCACAUGAUCUUGAAGCGGGAUUACCCGUGGACUGUGUCCUGUCCGAUUGGACCGAGUGGAGCUCGUGCAGUGUGACCUGCGGAACGGGUCGAUCCGAACGCUACCGCAAUGUGGUGGUUCCGGCACGAAACGGCGGUCAACCGUGCCCCAACAGACAAAUCAAGCGACGAAGGUGCACUGGGCCUCCGUGCCAGUGAGCAAGUAGGGGUUGGAAUCAAUAGACUAUAGUAAGUAAAAUUUUGAGCAGAAUACUCACUACUCAGAUCGAACC
This is a messenger RNA of Aedes albopictus (Asian tiger mosquito), 2399 nucleotides long. It is a transcript of the gene fat-spondin, whose product is annotated as spondin-1. The record is from RefSeq and is a predicted model, not a curated record. Gene Ontology annotation, cellular component: extracellular matrix. The coding region runs from base 1 to 2325 and encodes 774 amino acids. Lineage: Eukaryota; Metazoa; Arthropoda; Insecta; Diptera; Culicidae. Gene Ontology annotation, biological process: cell adhesion. The transcript has 5 exons. Gene Ontology annotation, molecular function: serine-type endopeptidase inhibitor activity.